Molecule: messenger RNA, 1820 nt
Organism: Selaginella moellendorffii
Lineage: Eukaryota; Viridiplantae; Streptophyta; Lycopodiopsida; Selaginellales; Selaginellaceae
Product: 3-oxo-Delta(4,5)-steroid 5-beta-reductase
Exons: 2
Coding region: 16-1107 (363 amino acids)
Source: RefSeq, a predicted model, not a curated record
CGCAGGAGGGAGAAUAUGGUAGAACAAAAGGUAGCUUUGGUGGCUGGAGCAACCGGACUCGUUGGUAACAGUCUACUAGAGCUGCUGCCGAAGUCCCAGUGGAAGGUCUAUGGCCUUGCUCGACGGCCGAGGCCGAGCUGGUUUGUGAAUACAGGGGUGGAGUACAUCGAGUGUGACUUGCUGGAUAGAAGUGAUGCACUCCGCAAGGUGUCGAGGCUGACAGACGUGACACAUCUCUUCUGGGUGGUCUGGGUCCACAAGAGCGACGGUGAGGAACAAGGCAACUGCGAGGCAAAUGGAAGCAUGCUUUUGAAUGCUCUGGAGGCGCUGCUUCUCAACGCCAAGCAGCUGGAACACAUCUGUCUCCAGACUGGUUCCAAGCACUACAUCGGCCCGCAGAGUCUGUGGGGGAAGAUAGAUCAUGGAGAGCUCCCUUUCGUCGAGGACGGCCCCCGGCUUGGUGUUCCAAACUUCUAUUACACUCUCGAGGACAUUGUCUAUGACGCUGCAAAGAAGAAGAAGGGUCUCACUUGGUCGAUCCACCGGCCCAGUGUCAUCUUUGGAUUCGCUCCCAGGAACCUCAUCAACCUGGUUCAUGCGGUAGCGGUCUAUGCCAGCAUUUGCAGGCAGCAGGGGCUACCGUUUGUCUUUCCUGGACACUCGGAGGCGUGGGAGUGCAAAACGGACGUUUCGGACGCGGAGCUCAUUGCUGAGCAACAGAUCUGGGCGGCGACAGACGCCAGAGCCAAGAACCAGGCCUUCAACGUGACAAACGGGGACCUGGUUACGUGGAAGGAGCUGUGGCACGCGGUGGCGCUCAAGUUUGAUCUCCAAGUGCCUGUCUACAGUGGCUGCCCGACGAGCAUGGAGGAGAUAUUGCGAGACAAGCAAGAAGUGUGGGAGGAGAUGACGAGAUCCAACAGGUUGCACGCAACGACCAACUUGAGGAAGGUGGCGAGGAUUUUAGACGAAGCCUUCAACUUUCCAUUUCGUCUGGUGAGCAGCAAUAGCAAAUGCCGGGAGUUUGGAUUCAACGGCAGCAGAGACACGGAAGCGUCACUGACGCGAGUGAUCGAUCGAAUGCGGGCAGCUCGGAUCAUCCCGUAACAAGAAGAGAGGCUCUACGCACAGCGGCUUUUCACCCGAAGUUGGGCCUAGCAGCACAAACUUUUUCCAGUCUUCCUCCUGCGACUCUGGCCCCGGAUUGGAGAGGCUCAGAUACCUCGGUCCCGAUUUCUGGAAGGUGAACGAGCGACGCUUUCCCUGGCAGUCAAAAACAAGCAUGCAAGUGUUCAGAAGAUCGAUCAUCAACUUACUCGAUCUAGCAGCGUCCACGGCAUCGAGGACAUGAAGUAGAGGCGAUUCAUUCCAGGUGCUAGUGGAGCCAUCUCGGAGCAGUGGCGGUGCCAGAGCCGACCAUCUUUGCCGACAAAGCUCUCGUCGCCUUGCUGGGAUUCUCUCUCCGGGCGCUUGUACGAUCCUCCACUGAGCAGCACCGCAAGUUUCUCAAAGAUCCGGGGCCCCUGCUCUUCGCCAGCGGUGGUGUUUUCGGCGAUGGAUUCGUCUCCCAGGGACAGGAAGUUGGUUCCCAGCAGGCCCAUCGCGUAAGCUCCAGCCAAGUCGCCAACCUCGACCGCAGUGGCGAUGGAUGCGUGGAAGCAGCAGGGAGCUUUGCCAGUGUUUUCGAUCGACAAGGUGGAUUGAAGCUGCCGCUUGGAGAGCGUGACGCUGUUCUUGAGCUUGAGAUUUGGCAGGCUAGAGCCCAGUGUGAUCUAAAACAUAAAAAGAAAAAAAUCUAGAUCCAAUCCAACUUGGUGGUG